AUGGCUUGCUUCUUCUUGUCUGAAGAUAAGGAGAGAUGCAAUCUCUGUGGAUCUUUGUCUUAAUUCUCUUAGGCCUUCUUCUUCUCUAUUAUUACUUUAUUCUUCUCUCUUGGGAGGGUAAAAGACUUGGGAGCACGAAUCAGUCAAAAGUCAACACGACUGGUUGACCGGAAACUUUUGGAACCAAAACAAAAGGCCCCCAUUCAUUUUAUUUUGUUUCAGAUAAUUACAUGGGUAGAAGAAUUCACUCAGAUUGCUUUAAUUUUAUAGCUAUUUUUAAUUAGUUAAAUAACUGUAAUAUAGUCUUUUAAAAUUAGUAAAAAAGCAAGUCAGCGAUAAGAGAAGCAUAAUAAGGCUAAGAUACGCGUUUUGUGACCAAUGAGAAAUAAUAAGUCAAAAUAGGUGGGGCCCAGUGAAUUGGAUAUUCGUAUAAGUUUCAUUUUCCUUAAUUUAGUUAAGGAAUCAUCCGUGUUUUUGUAAUCGUAGGAUUGAAAGAGUCAAAGUAGCCUAUAUUUUCUCAACAUCCGACGGUUGAGAUCUGCGUUGGUCUUUUAUAACCAGUACAACAGAGUGUACCUGAUAACCUUUGCGUAUCUUGUUGUUUAAGAUUUUACCCCCACACAUUGUCUAAAUUAUAGCCAUGGCAGAAAGUUUUAUCAAUUUUACAUUCUAACCCGUCAUUAAAAUAAGAUUGACACACUUGGCUAACUCAGAUGUUUGACUCUUCUCAUGGAAAUGAGUUAGUUAUUAGUUGACAUAUUCAAUCUAUGAUUUGUGGACCAAAUAUUCAGAAUUUGUUUACUAUGAUUUUAAUCAUAAUUGACCACUGUUAAGAUUAUAAAAAAAGAAUAUGUAUGGAAGAUUAUUGUGGACUUUAUCAAUAAAAGAGAAAGAAGAAGAUUAGUUUGGAUAUCAAUGUGGAAUUCAAAAUAUAAUAACAAUAAUUCAUUAAUUAGUUAUUAAUGACAGAUUUGUUGGGAGAUAACUGGUAUGUACAUAUAAAAUUUCUUAUAAUUAUAAUACGAAAAUCCAGAGUGAAAUUUAUAAGCUGAAUUAGAGGCAGCUAUGUAAUGGUUGAAAAUGUAACUUCAUAAAUAAAGAAAAUGAUUUAUUAAACUUGUAAAAAUAUAUGGACGAGUUUGCAAAAAAUAUAGUUAAAAAAAAGAUGAGGGAUAGAGAGAGAUUUCGCAGCACCAACGUCGCAGUUUCUCAUGCCCUUCAAAAAACCCUCAUCAACAUUACGUAAUCCUCGAAGAAAUUUACUACCAACUAAAAACACACAAAAAAAAAAAAAAUCAAAUCAAACACCAUAGUUGCAAGAGAGAAUUUCAAGUUUCAUAAUGGAGAAGAUCCAAUCAAAGAAGGAGACUAAUAAACGAAGGAGAAGAGACGAGAUGAUAACGGAGAUAGAGAUGGAGGCAGCACAACAGUUGAUGCAACUAAGCGACGAAGAGAAUAAUAUCAAUAUCAUCAAGAAGAAGAAGACGAUCGAGGAAAUAUUUGGUAAAGAUGAUAUUCAUGAUCAAGAUCAUCAAUGCACGAAAGAAAUGGUGGUGUUGAGAGUAAUGUCAUCGAAGACGAAGAAGAAGAAGUAUAGGACGAUUGAGAGCAUUUACAUGGCGACGAGACCUAUCAGGGUCGUGAUUAGAUGAUGAAACAUUAACUAUCCUUAGGUUUGAAGUUUAAGGUUUUUUUUUUUUUAUCUACAUUAUGGUUUUUAACUUUUGAUGAAUAGGAUAUUUAAGCAAUUUGUAAUUAGUUCCAAGCACUGACGUUGUUUUGAGCGCAACACACUUGGUUGUUUUUAUUAUCGUAGCUUACAUUAUUUUAUGAUUUGAUUAUG
Arabidopsis lyrata subsp. lyrata is the source of this 1843-nucleotide messenger RNA. RefSeq lists its product as uncharacterized. The record is from RefSeq and is a predicted model, not a curated record. The coding region runs from base 1341 to 1652 and encodes 103 amino acids. NCBI's taxonomy places the organism in Eukaryota, Viridiplantae, Streptophyta, Magnoliopsida, Brassicales, Brassicaceae. The transcript has a single exon.